This is a messenger RNA of Rhopilema esculentum, 461 nucleotides long. Its product is annotated as large ribosomal subunit protein eL34. Lineage: Eukaryota; Metazoa; Cnidaria; Scyphozoa; Rhizostomeae; Rhizostomatidae. Gene Ontology annotation, molecular function: structural constituent of ribosome. The record is from RefSeq and is a predicted model, not a curated record. Gene Ontology annotation, cellular component: ribosome. Gene Ontology annotation, biological process: translation.
UCGAGGCCAGUCUCGUCCUUGAAAUGUAUGCCAGUCUCGCUUCAAAACGAAAAGUCCUUUUCUAAAUUUGUCCUAAACGGCGAAGAAAUGGGAUCAAAACGCUUAGUACUUCGUCGUCGCCUUUCCUACAACACCAAGUCGAACAGGAGAAGAAUAUCAAAGACUCCAGGUGGAAAAUUGGUUUAUCUUUACACAAAGAAAGUAGGAAGUGUGCCAAAAUGCGGUGACUGCAAGUUAAAGCUUCGUGGGCUUCCAGCCGUUCGUCCAACUGAAUUAAAAGCUUUGUCUAAGCCAAAGAAGAACAUCACCCGAGCAUAUGGAGGCUCACGAUGUGCAAAAUGUGUCAGAGAAAGGAUUGUCCGUGCUUUUCUCAUUGAAGAACAGAAAAUUGUUGUACGUGUACUUAAAGCACAACAAGGUGGCAAAAAGUAAUUGUAUAAUUAUGACAUUGUAAAGACCAA